Molecule: messenger RNA, 1006 nt
Organism: Lucilia sericata (common green bottle fly)
Lineage: Eukaryota; Metazoa; Arthropoda; Insecta; Diptera; Calliphoridae
Product: probable histone-lysine N-methyltransferase set-23
Exons: 2
Coding region: 126-992 (288 amino acids)
Cellular component (GO): nucleus
Molecular function (GO): zinc ion binding; histone H3K9 methyltransferase activity; protein binding
Source: RefSeq, a predicted model, not a curated record
ACAUUCUCCAAAGAAAUGUAAACAAAACACAGCUGUUUGCAAAAAAGAAAGGGACAAAUAAAAACAAAAUAAUUCCACCGACAAAUUAUUUUAUAUAGAAAUUUAAAUAAAAUUAUAAAUAUUGUAUGGAUUUGACGUGUGAAAUUGUUGAUGAUUAUGACCAUAUAGAAAAUGAUCUUGAAUACAUUUUGGAAAACGUUCUCAGUGAAGAAGUUCAAAGAAAUAUUGAUCGCAGUGAAGAGUCAAGAAAUCUACAACAGAUUUUUAACACCCUUUUACUAAAUAAGUGUGAAUGUAGUGAAGAAUUUCAACCGCAAUGUUCCAAAUGUAUACAUGGUGCUAACUACAGGUACGACGAAACAUUCCAAGAACUUGUACUUUACAGUUCUUCAAACAUACCGGAUUUAAUAUACGAAUGUACUCAUAUGUGUACGUGUAAUCCUGAAAAAUGCCAAAAUCGUUUAGUGCAAUUCGGUCCGCGAAAGUUUUUAAAAAUAGUCGACUCUGCAAAAUAUCGUUCAAAAGGUUUAAUAACUACCCGUGACAUACCUAAAGGAGCGUUUAUUUGUGAAUAUGCUGGAGAAUUGUUAACAAUACAUGAAGCCAAACAAAUUUUAAGAAAAAAUGAAAUAGAACAAAAAAUGAAUUAUGUUUUGAUUUUAAAGGAAUCUUGUUCACCUUCAUUUGCCAACAGUAAUGACAAGGACAUAUUGACCAUAGUGAAUCCCAGUAAAAAAGGAAACAUUGGACGUUAUUUGAAUCACAGUUGUGAACCAAAUUGCCAAAUUAUUAGUGUUCGGAUUGAUUGUCCAAUACCUAAAAUUGCAAUUUUCUCAAGACGGUAUAUCAAUGCGGGCGAAGAAGUGUGUUUCAAUUACAAUGAAGGUAUAAAUUACAGUAAAAUUAAAAAUACAUCAAAAAACAACAAAAUUCCUUGUCUUUGUGAAUCUAAACAUUGUUUAAAAUAUUUGCCAAAUUCUGAUUUUUUAUAAAUAUAAUAAUAUAA